Molecule: messenger RNA, 379 nt
Organism: Staurois parvus
Lineage: Eukaryota; Metazoa; Chordata; Amphibia; Anura; Ranidae
Source: the annotation of a GenBank genome assembly
GGGAGACCAGAUAUAGUGAAUGCAGGGUCCGGGGAGACCAGAUAUAGUGAAUGCAGGGUCUGGGGAGAGCGGCUAUAGUGAAUGCAGGGUCUGGGGAGACCAGAUAUAGUGAAUGCAGGGUCCGGGGAGACCGGAUAUAGUGAAUGCAGGGACCGGGGGGACCGGAUAUAGUGAAUGCAGGGUCCAGGGAGAGCAGAUAUAGUGAUUGCAGGGGUCCGGGGAGAGCGGAUGUAGUGAAUGCAGGGUCCGGGGAGAGCGGAUGUAGUGAAUGCAGGGUCCGGGGAGAGCGGAUGUAGUGAAUGCAGGGUCCGGGGAGAGCGGAUGUAGUGAAUGCAGGGUCCGGGGACAGCGGAUGUAGUGAAUGCAGGGUCCGGGGACA